Hemibagrus wyckioides is the source of this 3337-nucleotide messenger RNA. RefSeq names its product cytokine inducible SH2-containing protein (gene cisha). Gene Ontology annotation, cellular component: phosphatidylinositol 3-kinase complex. NCBI's taxonomy places the organism in Eukaryota, Metazoa, Chordata, Actinopteri, Siluriformes, Bagridae. Bases 861 to 1541 code for a protein of 226 amino acids. The transcript is spliced from 4 exons. Gene Ontology annotation, biological process: phosphatidylinositol phosphate biosynthetic process; intracellular signal transduction. Gene Ontology annotation, molecular function: 1-phosphatidylinositol-3-kinase regulator activity. The record is from RefSeq and is a predicted model, not a curated record.
ACAAUAAAGUUAAUGCAAGUAUCCUUAAUGUGUUUUUUAAAUCAGUGUAAUACUUAUUUACUUCAUCAUAUGGUAGUCGAUCAUAGAUGAUAUCUAUGAACCAGUAUCUUUGGGUGGUUUAGGGAUAAAAAAACAACAACAACUGGGAGCCAUUUGGAAGUCGAAGGACUCGGCUCUUAUGGGUGAACUGAGCCGAUUCACUGAAACGAGUCGGAAUUCCCGUCACUAGUAAACAGGGCUUAGCCGCGGAGGCGGAUCGCGUAACGCCGGUUGGAUGGAGGGACCAGCGCGGAGGCGGUGCUUCAGAGAAAGGACAGGCGCUGGGAUUGGUCGGAGUCCUUAGAACGCUCGGUUUUUCCUGGAAAGUUCUUACGAGAAUCUCCUAGGAAAUGCUUGUCGCUAUGCAGUGUUUAUGAGGGGGGAAAAAAAAGGAAACACGCGUCAUAUUUUGCAAUAAAACCUUUUAUGACUAAACACAUCCCCACAUUGCAAAGGAACUUCUUAUGAAAAUGUUUUUGAUCCAUGUGUUUGCUAAAACUGGCUAAAAAUGGGUGUUAUACCUGGAAUGAUUGGGGGCCACUCUGAGAGAAAGUCACUGAUGGCGUCACAGGCGCUGAGACAAGCGCGCUGAUUCGGAGAAAAGCCGUUCCUGGAACUCAUGCGGAAUCAGCUCACCAAAGCCCACAGUUGUUUCGGCUACACACUUUUAGGCUGAGAGCUGCGAUACUGUAAGAGAGAGGCUCGGGGUGAAGGGUUUUAGAUCGCGGCAACACACCGACUCUCGACAAGCACGAGCUCAGGAGCGGCUGGGAAACUUUCAGAGGCGGUUGAGGAACCUGACUGAAGCCUUCACUCAUACGAUGAUCCUCUGUGUUCAAGGUCCCAGAGCUCUGUUAGGAGACUCACAGGCUCAGGUGGUUCCACUUGGGGUUUCGGUCAUCUCUCCCUCAUCAGCACAUUGUCUUCAAAGCUCCCCCAAGUUCUGGGGACCCAGUAAAGACCUGCGCAGCAUCAAAAGCAACUUCUGUUACCUCGAUGCAUCAGGGUGGUACUGGGGCACCAUCACAGCCAGUGAGGCACAUUCACUCCUUGAGGCGGCCCCAGAAGGCACGUUCCUCAUUCGGGACAGCAGUCACCCGCACUACAUGCUGACUUUAUCAGUUAAAACAGGACGAGGCCCCACUAAUGUACGCAUUGAGUACAGUCACGGGCGCUUCCAGCUCGAUUCGAGUUCACCAGCCCGAGCACGUCUGCUCUCUUUCCCUGAUGUGCUGAGUCUGGUGCAGCACUAUGCUACCUCAGCAAGGGGACGUGACACGGCACAGGACAACAAGUGCGAUCCUGUACCUGAUCCACCCCCGGUACCUAAGGAGUGUGCUGUGCUGCUCAAGCUGAAACGUCCACUCCGCCAGCCUCAAGCUUUUCCGUCCCUACAGCAUCUUGCUCGCUUGGUUAUUAAUCAGUAUACAGCCUGCCCAGAGAAGCUACCUUUACCAAAGCUAAUACUGCAGUACUUACAGGAGUACCCUUUCCAGCUCUGACAUCACCAUGGAAACACCAACUAGAACGUAAAAGAAAGGACGCUGAUGUCAUUAUGAAAAUGAUGCAGGUGAAAGCUCAUUUCCAGAGAAAUGGGGCUUUGGCUCACUAACCAAUGGUGUCUAUAUUUAAAGCUCAAGAACACUUUUUCUCUUUGCUUGUUAUGAUUAAUUUAUGCUUUGUUUUUCCCUGUGGGAUAAAUUAGAUUUCCUGUUCCCAAAUAUAGACUAAAUCCGAAAUUCACCGGAAUCUUAAAAGAAUUUAAAAUGACAAACAGAAAGAAGUUUGCAGCUAAUUCUGAUGUUGUCUAUAGGUUAUACUGUAAUAGGUUUCAUUGCGCCAUAUACUUUUGGAUGAACUUUACAAAAGACUGAGACUACUGUGGGUUUGAUUCUCCUUACAGCAUAGCCUGUUCCUAGUCUCAUAUAACUUAUUUACAGUGAUUGAUUAAAAAAAAAAGAAAGCUACACAAUUUUUCCCCAGGGCUUAAGCUACAAUGCUAAUGUAGCUAAGCAAAAUACACACACACUGCUGUUUUAGCAUAGUUAAAACUCCAUGCCUAAGUCAUCACACACUUGCCUAAAAGUAUGGUGUUAUCUGAAAUAGAAUUGUUAUUGUGGUUUCAGACACUGUAUCACACUUACUUGUGUUUUAAAAAAGGAAGGAAAGGAAAAAAGGUCAAAAUGAGAUUGUGACAUUAAAGACAGUAUAAGCAGCCAUUUUGAAGACAGAAUAACUUUUCUUUACUCGGAGAAUAUCGCUCUGCACUACCCUCAGACUUGGACUAGCUACAUUAGCUAGCUACAGAGUGAUACAUACACCAGGAUUUAGCCAAAAUACACAAUGUUUACUUCAGGUUCACUGCUCAGAGGUAGAUUUUAUAGAGAAAAAAAAAUACAACAGAUGUAGGUGCGUUUUUAUAAUACUUUUUUUUUUUCUGAUCAAUGUUUCACAGUUUUUAUGGCUUGUGGCUGUGAUUCCAAGCCAGUUUACUAAUGUAAACAUUCCUCAAAACCUGAGGAAGUCUGUGAAAAUGUUUAGAAGAAUGAUUUAGUUGGUUUUUCUUUGCAUCCUAGAACACAAACACAGCUACUGUAGCUAGUUAACUUAGCACAGCUAGUUAUUGUUUACGUUAGCAAUAUGCUCAGCGUAUAGCUGGUGCACAAUGUUUGAAAACGAAUAUUAAUCAUUUUUCAUUUAAGUUUUUGAACUUAUUAAAUAAACCACCUUGUUUUAGGAAUUGUUAAUAGUAUUACUUUGUCAGAUGAUAUCCUCUAACAAGCGUGUGAUUAUUUUGGAGUUCUGUUUGCACAGUGCUAAACUAGCAACUAGAAGCCUCCCUUACUUGUUGGCUCCAAAACUCAAGAAGCAAAGACCUAAGUAUAAUUUGACAGACUAACAAACAAUUGUGGUUAGGGAAAAUUUGUGUAAAUUUCAUUGUUGUCCUGUCCUUAAAUUCUUACCAUCUAAAGAGAGUCAAGGGUGAAGGACUGCCAGUGAGCUCCACAACAUGCAACAUGGCAGCCAAACACACAACAUUAUUAAGUCAAAACCCUGUCUUGUCUCUCUUUCUUUCCUUCCUUUUUACUUUUUCUACAUGAAAUUCGUUCUGGUACAUACUGCUAUAUAAUCAGUCCAGAAUAAUUUAUUUUUUCUAUCCCCACAAUGUGGGUGUUUGUAUAUAUUUAUGGACAUAGAUCCUUUUUAUUUUGUAAUAAAAGCAAAAUACUGAAACCAUUCAAGCUCUUAUGUGAUCUUCUUAAAUACAUUUAUGUUAAUAAAUAUAUUUAUUUAUUGA